Molecule: messenger RNA, 723 nt
Organism: Oncorhynchus mykiss (rainbow trout)
Lineage: Eukaryota; Metazoa; Chordata; Actinopteri; Salmoniformes; Salmonidae
Source: RefSeq, a predicted model, not a curated record
AUGCUGGAAUCUCCCUUCUGUCCGGAGCUGCCAGAGCCGCUCCUCAGUCCAGUGAUGCCCUCUACGAUGAUCUUCAGUCCGGGGUCUGCUGUGAGGGUGCCCCCUCCAGAGGCACCACCUAAGAUGUUCAGCUGGGUGGUGAAGGGGGUUCCCCAGCCUCCUGGGAAACUAGGAGAUGAGGAGAAGACCAAUGCCUCACCUGCAACAGUAAAACAAGUAACAUUCAAAGAAGAGAAGAAACAAGAAGCUCUAAAACCUGCCAAGGCCAAAGAGGAGGAGGUCGCCGAGGAGAAUGGUGGUGAGGCUGGAGUGUUGACUUGGAUCACCCAUGGCUUUGCUAAUUCUCUUCCCCAGCCUGCUGGGACACCCCGGCUAGGCAGAGCCAACACUGAGCCCUCCACCACACAGGAGGAGAACAGGCAGGGGUCGAGAGUCAUCGGCUGGAUUGCCCAGGGAUUGGCCAGUGUGGUUCCACAGCCUGAAUUGAAAAACACGGAGGAGGUGGAACCUGCAGAAACAACAGAGAUUGCAGAGGUGAUCAAGGUGCCGGAGGUUAAGAAAAAACCUAGCAUUGCAGAGGUGAGCAAGGCGCCGGAGGUUAAGAAAAAACCUAGCAUUGCAGAGGUGAGCAAGGCGCCGGAGGUUAAGAAAAAACCUAGCGUAAGUAGCUACAUCAAGGACCUUGCUAAUAUGCUAACCAAAACUACUCAUGGCUUAUGCUAA